AUGAUGGAUGACGAGCUCGCGCAUAGCCUAGACCUGAAGGGCAAGAGUCGACAGCUUAACAUUCAAUGGUUUGGCGGGAAGUCCUCGAGCGAGAACGCGAAGAUGGUGAGCUUGCAGAUUAGCGGAACUGGGAAGCCGAAACGCCAUGGGCUAAGGAAUGUGUACGCGGUCUCGGAUUUGAAUCUACCGAUGCAAAGCCUGCGUCGAGAAGAUGUCAAAACGACGAGGACCAGUGCACGUUUGCCAAUCAAGCCUUACUGUAACGCAGUGCCGAAGAUCCUGAUUGGAUUGGAUCAUGCGCACUUGGGAAUACCUAUGCAAAGUAGGAGCUUUGGAGCAGGAGGACCAUAUGCAGCUGCCACCAAGCUCGGAUGGGUAGUGUUUGGUCCGGUGAAACGUCAACUAGCGGUGAUGAAGAUUCUACAGGAGACGACCAAACGAACGGGUCAACGAUUCCAAACUGGUCUGCUAUGGAAGGAGGACGACACGAGUUUGCCAAACAGCUACAACAUGGCACUCAAGAGACUGGUCAAAAUCGAGAGGAAAAUGCGGCGUGAUGCGAACUUCGCGCAGGCAUACAAUGGAAUCAUGGAUGACUACGUCAAGAAGGGAUACGCACGACGGCUAGAGCAGCAGGAAGUCACUUCAGUCAACAGUGACAAGGUCUGGUACCUGCCGCACUUCGGGGUCGAGAACCCAAACAAGCCCGGGAAGAUUCGUCUGGUGUUUGAUGCGGCCGCCAACGUUGGUGGAGUGUCCCUGAAUUCAGCUCUGCUUAAAGGUCCACAGCAGUACAAAUCGCUCCCAGCCGUGCUCUUCCACUUUCGGGAAGGAGCAGUGGGAGUAUGCGCAGACAUCAAGGAGAUGUUUCAUCAGGUGUUGAUACAGCCACAGGACAGAUGUGCCCAGAGAUUCCUGUGGAGGAACGGAGACGACCGGCGGGUUCCAGACUUGUACGAGAUGGAGGUGAUGACGUUCGGAGCCGCAUGUUCGCCGUGCUCAGCGCACUACGUCAAAACCCUGAAUGCCUCAGGGUACCUCCACACAGAUCCCCGCGCGGUGCUGGCCACCAAUGAGUACCACUAUGUGGACGACUACGUGGAUAGCUUUGCAGACCAGAAAGAAGCUAUCGCUGUAUCAACACGGGUAAGAGAAAUUCAUGCUAACGCUGGUUUCGAUUUGUGCCGGUUCUCUUCCAGUUCGGAAAGUGUGGUCAAGGCUUUGAACCCACAAGGAUCCAAUAUGAAUGUCGAAUGGGCCGAAGCUGAGGAGAAGAUACUGGGCAUGUUCUGGCAGCCGGCUGCAGAUGACUUCAAAUUCAGCGUCAAGUACCAUCGGGUGGCCAGCAGCGUUAUGACCGGGGAACGUGUCCCCACCAAAAGGGAGUUCCUAAGCCUCGUCAUGUCUACCUUUGACCCGAUUGGAUUCUUGAGCUGCUACCUGGUGACCGCCAAAGUUCUGAUGAGAGAGAUUUGGCGGAGAGGAGUGGACUGGGACGAGCCGCUGCCAGCAGAAUUGGCCACAGCGUUUGAGAUCUGGCGGCUAGACAUGAACUACGUGAGAGGAUUCCGAUGUCCGCGCCACUACUUUGGCGUCGGAUGCGUGCGGGAUCUGCAGUUGCACGUCUUCGUGGACUCAAGCCUAUCGGCGUUCGCUGCGGUGGCUUACUGGAGAGCCACAUAUGAUGACGGCAAUGUGCCGUCAUGUGCCCCGAUGAAGACCAUGUCGAUACCACGACUGGAACUUCAAGCAGCCGUACUGGGAACGAGACUGAUGGACACCGUAAAAAGGGAGCACGGUGUAUCGAUCAGCAGCUGCGUACUCUGGACCGACUCCAAAACGGUUCUGCACUGGAUAAGCAGCACCCACCGGCGCUACAAGCAGUUCGUUGGAAACCGGGUUGCGGAGAUCUUGGAGUCCACAGAAGCACCCCAAUGGAGAUGGAUACCGUCUGCCGAAAACGUGGCAGACGAUGCGACGCGGCCGCAAAUCCACGUGGAUCUGGAUCAAGGAUCACGUUGGCUAAGUGGGCCUCCCUUUCUACGGGAACCUGAGGACGAGUGGCCGAAAUCUUCUUCGGGUGAUGGUGGCUACCCGCGAACCGCGGAUGAAGAAGAGACGCCAUGUGAGUUUGCGCUGGUUAUAGCAAACUCCUUUAUAUCUUUCCAGAGGUUCUCAAGCUACAACCGAUUGGUCAGGGCCACUGCCUGGGUACUCCGGUUUAUCCGACGGUGUCGCGGACACCGUGAGAAGAGUACGGGCUAA
Drosophila obscura is the source of this 2265-nucleotide messenger RNA. RefSeq lists its product as uncharacterized. The transcript is spliced from 2 exons. Lineage: Eukaryota; Metazoa; Arthropoda; Insecta; Diptera; Drosophilidae. Gene Ontology annotation, molecular function: nucleic acid binding. Bases 1 to 2265 code for a protein of 754 amino acids. The record is from RefSeq and is a predicted model, not a curated record.